This is a messenger RNA of Talaromyces atroroseus, 738 nucleotides long. RefSeq lists its product as hypothetical. The transcript is spliced from 3 exons. NCBI's taxonomy places the organism in Eukaryota, Fungi, Ascomycota, Eurotiomycetes, Eurotiales, Trichocomaceae. The coding region runs from base 1 to 738 and encodes 245 amino acids. The record is from RefSeq and is a predicted model, not a curated record.
AUGGGCGUAUUCUACGAAACCAUCCCCCACAGCCUCUUCAACUGGAUCCUAGCCCAGAAAGUCUUCUGGGUAGCCACCGCACCCUUAACCGGCAGCGGUCAUGUCAACGUCUCACCCAAGGGCGGACCCGACUUUUUCGGCAUUCUUGACGAAAAGACGUUCUGGUACCUAGACAUGACCGGGUCCGGGAGCGAGACAAUCAGCCACAUCUACGAGCCAGGCAAUGGACGCAUCACAAUCAUGUUCAAUGCCUUCGAGGGCGGGCCGCGUAUUGUGCGUCUAUGGGGCAAGGGGCGGGUGUUGGAGAAUGGCCGGCCCGAGUUUGCGCAGUUUGUGGAAAGGAAUUCUGUUAAAAUGGUGCCUGGGGCCAGGUCGAUUAUUCUCGUGGAUAUACAUCAGGUUGGGUCUUCGUGUGGCUUUUCGGUGCCACUUUAUGAGUUUAGGGAUUUCCGCACCACCCUUGCCGACUACCAUGUGAAGAAAGAGAAGAAGUAUAAGGCUGGAAAUGAGAAAGAGAGUCUUCCAAGAUAUUGGGCAUCGAAGAAUACAUGGAGUAUCGACGGUCUCCCCUCCAUGAAAAUCGCACAGGAAUUUUCGCUGCUCUACGUACUGCUUGUGGCUUUGCUGAGCUUUGCAUUGGGCGUUAGUAUCCAUCUGCCGCUGCGUUUUGCUGGUGAAUGGUCAUGGUUGGGUCCAAGAUACUACUUUCAGGGUGGGAGUCUUGGGGCGCAGCCAUGA